Molecule: messenger RNA, 2682 nt
Organism: Trifolium pratense (red clover)
Lineage: Eukaryota; Viridiplantae; Streptophyta; Magnoliopsida; Fabales; Fabaceae
Product: F-box/LRR-repeat protein 16-like
Exons: 5
Coding region: 428-2179 (583 amino acids)
Biological process (GO): SCF-dependent proteasomal ubiquitin-dependent protein catabolic process
Cellular component (GO): SCF ubiquitin ligase complex
Source: RefSeq, a predicted model, not a curated record
AAUAAGAGUGCAAGGAUGAGAGAAGAUAGAGAGCUCGUGGGAGAGUGAAGAGAAGCAAGGGAAGGGAGGGUUUAACCUCAAUAUAGAGAGUUCACUACAAUCUAAAUUUUCAGGUAGGUGAUGAGUCAUAGCUGAUGCGUUCGGAUAGCUGUUGCUUUGUCGGGGAAACUUUUAUUUAAAUGGACUGUGUUAUUUUGAUUCGCUCUCGCCGUCGAAAUCCUCUAUGUUUUAUUGAAACGCCGUCGCCGACUCCGUCCACGCGUUCGUGCAUUUUAACUUUGUUCAAUCUAAGUUAUUUUUUCACUUGAGGAGUCCUUAUUCUGCUCUCUGCACUCUAUGGUCCCAUCAGAUUUUCCAAAGUGUAUAUAGAUAGAGAAGUUCUCCAUUAGCAACCGUUACUCUCAAAACAGCAGCGGCAACAGGCAGAAUGAAAAGGCAGAGAAACUCUUGUUCAGAAUCUAAUUUAGAUCUAGCGGAUGAUUGCUGGGAACUUGUGUUCAGAUUCCUGAAUGAAGACGAGGACUGCCACCGCCACUUGAAGUCUCUCUCUGUCGUCUCCAAACAGUUACUGUCCAUCACCAACCGUCUCCGAUUCUCUCUCAAAAUCUGUUAUCAAACCCUCCCUUUCCUGCCUCGCCUCUUCCAAAGGUUCACCGAACUCACCUCCCUCGACCUCACUUGCUUCCACGGUGACCUCAAUGCACUUCUCUAUCAAAUCUCUUGUUUUCGAUUCAACCACCUGACAUCACUCAAUCUCUCCAACCAACCCACCAUUCCUGCAGAUGGGUUGCGAGCCUUCUCCCAAAGUAGUAGUAGUAGUAUUACUACUCUCAUUUGUUCACGUAUUAAAAUUCUGUAUGGUAGUGACCUCCACGUCAUUGUAGAUUGUUUUCCUUUGCUCGAAGAACUCGACCUUAGUCACCCUUCAACCAUACAAAUGCAUGAUUACAACAACCUUUUAAAUGGGAUAGAGACUCUUUCAGUGUCACUUGUCAAACUCCGCAAGAUUAAUCUCUCUUCUCAUCCUUACAUCAAUGACCAAUUGCUUUACCACUUGUUUAAGAACUGCAAGCAUCUCAAAGAGGCCAUCAUGCUUAGCUCUUAUCAAUUAACCGUUGGAGGCAUCACUUCUGCUCUCAGUCAGAGACCAACAUUGACCUCUUUAUCUCUUUCCCCUUUUAGUUCAUAUAUUGACAAACUAUCUGUUACUUCACAUUUCAUUGACUCCUUGGUGGGUUUCAAGGGUUUGACUUGUCUUCAUUUGUGGCGGUGGCAUGUCCCGGAUAACUUGCUCUCCUCUAUUGCUAUGGAAAGUCCUCCUUUGAGGAGGCUUGUCCUACAAAGUUGCACCGGCUAUACUUAUUCUGGACUCUUUAAUUUGUUAUCCAAGUGUCGACGUCUCCUACAUUUGGGUAUUCGAAAUGCUAAUUUUCUAUGUGAUCACCAUGUUGCCGAGUUGUCCUCUUUUUUUCUUGCUCAUUUGGUGUCUAUAGACCUUAGUUCUUGUGUCAUGCUCACAGAAUCAUCCUUGUUUGCACUCAAUAGGAACUGUCCUUCACUUGCCAAGAUCAUAAUGGAAUUCUCACAUGUUUUGUACUCUAAUUCUUCCAUGGAUUCUGUUGUAAACCCUCAAUUGAAGUAUCUCAGCUUGGCUAACAAUUUUUGUUUAGAAAAUCACAAUAUCAUAAUGUUGGUCUCCAUUUUCUCCAAUUUGCACCUGCUUGAUUUAAGCGCUUGCAUAUCCAUAUCCGAGGAAGGUAUUGGUCAGAUUUUAAGCAGAUGUUGUAAUAUUAGAGAAUUGAACUUAGCCGACUGUCCAAAUGUGAAGUCACUUGGAAUCAACUUUGAAGUUCCCAAAUUGGAGGUGUUGAAUUUGACAAUGACUAUUGUUGACGAUGAAGCACUCUGUGUCAUCUCAAAGAGGUGCCCUGGGCUUUUGCAGCUGUUACUGACAAAUUGUAAGAAUAUCACAGACAACGGAGUGAUGCAAGUGGUAAAAAACUGCACGCAACUCAGAGAGAUCAAUUUGCAACUUUGUCAUCAAGUGCAUGCUAAAGUUAUUGACUCAAUGGUAUUUUUAAGGCCAUCCUUGAGAAAGAUAACAGCUCCACCUGAUUUUCCUUUGAGUGACAAAUAUAGGAAGCACUUCUUGCGUCAUGGAUGUCUUCUUGAACAUUGAACCUACUUAUUUUGGAGGUAUUUCAUAAUCUGUUUCAUGAUCUGAAUGACUUAUUUGACACAAGGGCAGCACAGAUUCUAUCAGUGGCGCAACUAGUUCAAUAUCUACUAUUUCUAUUACAAGACAUGGAGUAACAAAUAUUGAAGAUGGAAAUGCAACUCUGGUGUAUUACAACUUUGGUAAUAUCUGCGGAAUUUCCUAAAACAGAAAACUCCGUAGAAAAUUGCUCUGAGUCGAAAUUCGAUUUCUGACUCAUGCAUAUGAAGAAAAUUCUGUUAGGAGGGAAGUGUUAGAUAAUAUGUUAGUGAUUUAAUAAUAUAAUAAGUUUUUGGUUGUAAUUGGGCUUUGGGCAUAAUAAUAAUUUAGUCUAUUUAUGUUUUCUAUAUAUUCAUAAGACAAUUCAUUGUAUUCUAAGCUAUUGUAAUGUAAUUCUAUGAAACCCUAGUAGCCUCCAUUGUUCAUUCCUUUGAUUUGUAUCUCUGAUUCUAACCGGAAGAACCCAC